AUGGUGAAAGUAACUUUACGGGGUCGCCAGCUUGUAGGAGGGCUUUAUGGAGCAGAAAAACGACAAAGCGAGAAAAAUUAUUUUCCACUCCAGAAAUUAAUGAUCAUGAGCUCCUAUUUGAUGGACUCUAACUACAUCGAUCCGAAAUUUCCUCCAUGCGAGGAAUAUUCGCAAAAUAAUUACAUCCCAGACCACAGUCCGGAAUAUUACAGCCGGACAAGGGAGUCCAGCUUUCAGCAUCAUCACCAAGAAUUGUACCCACCACCAAGACCAAACUACCCAGAGCGCCAAUACAGCUGUGCCAAUAUUCAAGCUCCCGGCAACCCAGCCGCGCACCAAAGGGGACAUGGGCAAACUCAAGGAGGCCACCACCUCUCAGAGAAACCGCAGCAGUUGUGUGAGCAGACUGCUCUUUCCAGUUCCUCCACCUCUCCUUCCCCAGCCCCUCCAGCCUGCAACCAGCCAAACCCUGAGCAUCUUAACAGCACAGCUUCUAAGCAACCUAUAGUCUAUCCAUGGAUGAAAAAAAUCCACGUCAGUACUGUGAAUCCCAAUUACAAUGGAGGCGAGCCCAAACGUUCCAGGACUGCGUAUACAAGGCAGCAGGUCUUGGAGUUGGAAAAGGAGUUUCACUAUAACAGGUACCUGACAAGGCGACGGCGCAUCGAAAUAGCUCACUCCUUGUGUCUCUCGGAAAGGCAGAUCAAAAUCUGGUUUCAGAACAGGCGGAUGAAAUGGAAAAAAGACCACAGGCUGCCCAAUACCAAAGUCAGAUCCUCGACUCCAUCUAAUUCAUCGGCGGGCACCAUUGCUGCUGGUAACGCGGCCCCCAGCGAGGAACUAUCACCGAGUACAACUCAGGAUCAGCGAGCAGAGGAUAUCACAAGGUUAUAA
Messenger RNA from Emys orbicularis (European pond turtle), 894 nucleotides. It is a transcript of the gene HOXC4, whose product is annotated as homeobox C4. The coding region runs from base 1 to 894 and encodes 297 amino acids. Gene Ontology annotation, biological process: anterior/posterior pattern specification; embryonic skeletal system morphogenesis; positive regulation of transcription by RNA polymerase II. Lineage: Eukaryota; Metazoa; Chordata; Testudines; Emydidae. The transcript is spliced from 2 exons. The record is from RefSeq and is a predicted model, not a curated record. Gene Ontology annotation, cellular component: nucleus; nucleoplasm. Gene Ontology annotation, molecular function: RNA polymerase II cis-regulatory region sequence-specific DNA binding; DNA-binding transcription factor activity, RNA polymerase II-specific.